AUGUACUCCAAGGUCGUAGUCUUCCUGUGCGCGGCGAGCCUCGCCUCCGCUGGCCAACUCUUCGAGGCUGCAGCUCCUGUGGCAUACAGCUCAGCGCCCGCCGUCUCCUCCGUAUCAUUCUCCUCUCACACCUCGCACGCUCCUGUCGCCACAUACGCCGCCGCUCCUGUAGUCGCUAAGGCUUACGCUGCCCCGGCCUACGCCACUUACGCCGCAGCUCCCGUCGUAGCUAAGAGCUACGCCGCUCCCGCCUACGCUACCUACGCAGCUGCCCCCGUCGUAACUAAGAGCUACGCUCCAUCAGUGUCUUACCAAUCCAUCUCAACUCACUCUUCUGACGUCGCGUACGCCAAGACCUACGCUGCACCCGCGGUCACCACCUAUGCUGCUGCUCCCAUCGUAGCCAAGAGCUAUGCUGCUCCUGCUGUCGCGACCUACUCUGCUCCAGUGUACGCCAAGUCAAUCUCUCCAGCUGUUUCUUACUCCUCAUACUCCAGCCACUCUGCUCCGCUCGCCUACGCCGCGGCUGCUCCCAUCGUCACCAAGACUUACGCUGCUCCUGCUUACUCCACAUACGCCGCUGCUCCCAUCGUGGCCAAGGCUGUUGCCCCAGCGGUAUCAUACUCUUCCUACUCGUCUCACUCCGCACCUGUGGCCUACGCCGCCGCUCCCAUCGUAGCUAAGUCUUACGCCGCCCCCGCUGUCGCCACUUACGCUGCUGCUCCCGUCCUCAAGUCUGCUGUGACGUACUCUGCCGCCCCAGCUGUCGCUCACGUGUCGUACUCUAGUCUUGGAUCCAACUACGCCAAGAGCUACGUGGCUCCUGCAGUUUCCUACUCCGCUCCAGUGUACGCCAAGUCUAUCUCUCCGGCUGUCUCUUACUCUUCAUAUUCAAGUCACUCUGCUCCUCUGGCCUACGCUGCGGCCGCACCCGUCAUCGCCAAGUCUUACGCCACUCCCAUCAUUGCCAAGUCCUACGCUGCUCCCGUCAUCGCCAAGACCUACGCAGCUCCUGCUUACACCACAUACGCCGCUGCUCCCGUUUUGGCUAAGACCAUCGUCCCAGCAGUAUCUUACGCAAGCCAUUCAGCGCCUAUCGCCUACGCUGCAAGUCCCGUCAUUGCGAAGUCCUAUGCUGUUCCUGAACUGGCCACAUAUUCCGCUGCUCCCGUAUUAAAAUCUGCAGUGACCUAUGGUGCCAACUAUGGCUGGUGA
This is a messenger RNA of Spodoptera littoralis (African cotton leafworm), 1215 nucleotides long. NCBI's taxonomy places the organism in Eukaryota, Metazoa, Arthropoda, Insecta, Lepidoptera, Noctuidae. The record is from the annotation of a GenBank genome assembly.